GCGGCGGCGGACCGAACGUCAUUUCGGGCGAACCGACACUUAAAAUAAGCAUACACUGUACGGCACCGCCGCCGCCGCCGCCGCCGCCGCUUUCGAAACGCGCCAAAAAAGCUCGUUGCCGCCGCUAGUGAUCGCCAGUGCGCUUUCGGUGUGCGGUUGUCGCGGACGUCUGCUGCAGCGGCUGCGCGUCUCCUAGGCCGUCAUUACUAUCACACGCACACACACACACACGUGCGCGCGCACACGCACACAAACACGAGCACGCGCGUGCGCACUCGCUUCGAGUUUGGGUUGUCGGAUUUUCCACGCCCGGCUCGCCCCCCGCGCCGAGUCGGAUUCAAGUUUAAAAUUUAACGUCGCACCGGUUUUUCGCCGUCCUUUUUUUCCCCGUCCACCCGUCCCCGUGAUCGUAUUGCCAUAAUAUUACAACAUUAUUACACUCGGAUACUGAAUAUUAUAAUGUAAGGCCCGUCGUAUUUUGUGUACAAUUUUCCCGUCGUCGCACCGUUAUCACGUCCGGGUGACAAAAGACGAACGACAACACCACCUUGCCCAUCGUAUACCUGGUGACGGAAGCGAUGGUCCGCGAUCGGCAGUACACGACUACGUCCGGCUGCUGCGUUGGCCGUUUCGUGCCUACACUGUGACUCCUACAACUUUGGUCUCCGGAGGAAUCUUUCUGCGACGCACGUGGUGACCGACACUGCCUGCAAUACACUAUUGUACGAUCUGUCUUGAAGAGGUGCACUGCAGAGUCCGAGCAGGGGCGGUCCGAGGGAAGGAAUCGCAGAAAUUCAAAAAACUCAUAAAAUAUUUAAAAAAAAAAAAUAAUUCGAGGGCAUUACCGGGUGUCCCAGGCGUGAAUUCGGUUGUCCGGCGUCGCAUACGACGUCGGCUGCGGCGGCGGCGUCGGAGGUGGCGGCGGUGCGACGGCGACGGCGGCGACGAUGAGGCGCGCCACCAGCAGCGUUUUCACUUGUAGCAGUCGGCCGGCGAGUAGUGCUUAGCACGCGUCGGCGGCCAUGCAAGCGGGUGGCGUGACGGCGGCGCCCGCGCCGGCGCCGACCAACGGGUAUGGGGCGCAGCAGCAACAGCAACAGCAGCAGCAACAGCAACAGCAGCAGCAACAGCAGCAACAGCAGCAGCAGCAGCAGCAGCAGCAGCAGCAACAGAUGCUGUUGCAGCAGCACCACCAGCAGCAGUUGUCCAACAACUCGCCGGCGUCGACGGCGGCCACCGGCACGGCCACCACCAACAAGAUACUGAUAAACGGCGGCCGGUUCGACUUCGACGACGGCGGCACGUACUGCGGCGGCUGGGAGGACGGCAAGGCGCACGGGCACGGCGUGUGCACCGGUCCCAAGGGCCAGGGAGCGUACUCGGGAUCUUGGCACUAUGGGUUCGAGGUGUCCGGCGUCUACAUGUGGCCCAGCGGUAACACUUUCGAGGGUCAAUGGCAGAACGGCAAGAGACACGGGUUGGGCGUCGAGUCCCGGGGUCGGUGGUUGUACAGAGGAGAAUGGACACAAGGUUUCAAGGGCCGGUACGGUGUCAGACAGUCGGCCACGACCAACGCCAAGUACGAAGGGACUUGGGCCAACGGGCUGCAAGACGGCUACGGGUCGGAGACGUACGCCGACGGUGGUACGGAUUUAAUCUUAAACAUAAUAUUAUAA
Myzus persicae (green peach aphid) is the source of this 1676-nucleotide messenger RNA. RefSeq names its product junctophilin-2-like. The record is from RefSeq and is a predicted model, not a curated record. The coding region runs from base 1023 to 1676 and encodes 217 amino acids. Lineage: Eukaryota; Metazoa; Arthropoda; Insecta; Hemiptera; Aphididae. Gene Ontology annotation, cellular component: junctional membrane complex; plasma membrane; endoplasmic reticulum membrane. The transcript is spliced from 4 exons.